AUGGACCAUCAGCCUCGUGACACUCGCAAGCGCCGAAAAAUUGCGGUUGCUUGCGACGACUGCCGUGCCAGAAAAGUGCGCUGUGAUGGGAUGCAACCCGGUAGGUGGCUUUUCGUAAAGGGGUCGUUCGGAAUGCGACCCGUGCUCACUUGGAGACAGUCUGUGGACCAUGCUCCCGAAGAACCGAGCGCGCCCAGUGCAUCUACACAGGUGACUUGGAAAAAAAACGAGCUACGCAGACAGCCGGCUCAAACAACUCGAAAGCCCGAAAGGCCCGGAAAGGACGCCGGCAUCAUUGGAUCCGCCUGUUCGUGCAUCUUUCGGCCUGAAGUUGUUCCUUCUGACAACUCCAUUAGCGCCUCUCUUUGGAAUCGCCGUCAAAGAGCUUACAACCCGAGUCUCCUGCCGAACAUGCACAAAGUGUCGGAAGACAGCGCAGAGUCUCCGUGGCUGGGGGCGGCGCUGAUGGGGUCAAUGCGAUGA
This is a messenger RNA of Penicillium alfredii, 483 nucleotides long. RefSeq names its product Zn(II)2Cys6 transcription factor domain-containing protein. The transcript is spliced from 2 exons. Bases 1 to 483 code for a protein of 160 amino acids. Gene Ontology annotation, biological process: regulation of DNA-templated transcription. Lineage: Eukaryota; Fungi; Ascomycota; Eurotiomycetes; Eurotiales; Aspergillaceae. The record is from RefSeq and is a predicted model, not a curated record. Gene Ontology annotation, molecular function: DNA-binding transcription factor activity, RNA polymerase II-specific; zinc ion binding.